Macroventuria anomochaeta is the source of this 695-nucleotide messenger RNA. RefSeq lists its product as uncharacterized. Bases 279 to 695 code for a protein of 138 amino acids. The transcript has a single exon. Lineage: Eukaryota; Fungi; Ascomycota; Dothideomycetes; Pleosporales; Didymellaceae. The record is from RefSeq and is a predicted model, not a curated record.
CCUUUGACUAUUGCUUUCUUGCCCUUGUGCUGAUGCAAUACCUGAUGUUGGUCAGGGGGUCACCAAAAUUACACUUAAGGUUAGUCCAUUUUCAAAGCUGACCUUACCAAAUUGGGUUGUCAACCUCAGGUACCCCAACUUUAAACAGCAAUAGUACAAUAACCAUAGCAUAUAGAGCUUAGCAGAGGGUACCAUUGUGCUCAGGGAGCUCUGUUCUAUCAGCUGACCUCAAAAGAUCAACUAUUUUUUUCCUAACCCUGACCCCCAUUUGCUCAUUCAUGGCAGACGCACGAGAAGCUGCAUUUGAGAAAUAUCAACACCAAUUAGAGGCAGAAAAAGUUACAAAGCAUCAGAGGAUAGAGAGCAAUCGCAUACUCAAGCAUCAAGAAGAGGAGGCAAAGCGUGCACAGCGUGCAGUAGAGAAGGAAGAGCGUGACAGACAGCGCAUGCAGGAGUGUGCUGCAAUUGAUGCUCGCAAAGAGCAAAGGCGCAAGGAUAAAGAAGCUUGCAACACUCAAAAAGCUCUACAAUUGCCCCAAACAGGCAAGCGUAAAGCUUCAAAGCCUUUGGCAAAGCCUAUGAAGAAGCAGCGUAGUGGUGCGGCUGCCUGUAGGGGUGUUGUUGAGCCAGAGCCUGCACCUGCACCUUGCACCCACAAGACCCGCAGUGGCCAAACUGCAACUCUAUACAAUUAG